AGUUGAUUUUGACUUUUAGGGUGUAUAGAGAAUUGUAAAUAGUCUAGUAAUUGGUGCUCAUGGUUUGGUAAUUAUCAGUAUUUUAAUUUAAUUCUGGAAAAUGGAAAGGUUUGUAUUCAUGCUUCUUGUGGUGGGAUGUGCAAGCGAAACAAUGGACUUAUACAACAGUAAAUCUGCCACAACAGAUCUUAAAUGGACACCAUUUUCAACAGGAAUUGGUUGGGAAGAAGUAAGCAGUUACGAUGAAGGCCAUCGAACAACAAUACGAUCUUAUCAAGUUUGUCCUCAAGAAGAUACAACUGUGGAAUCGGAUAACUGGAUCCGAUCACCCUACAUUGAUGCGCGUGAUGGCAAGCUGAUUCAUUUAGAUGUAGAAUUCUCCAUAAACCACUGUUCACAUGACACAUUGCCCGAUAACAUGAAAAAAACUCAGUGCAAAGAAACCUUCAAUAUGUUUUACUACGAAGCGGACGGAGACGUAGCUACCAGCACUUUUCCUCCAUGGAGGGAAAAACCUUACGUAAAAAUUGACACAAUCGCAGCAAAUUCAGUGAAUCGAGUUAAUACCAAAACCUUCAGUUUUGGACCAAUUACAAGACGUGGCUUUUACGUUUCCGUUCAAGACCAGGGAGCAUGUAUGUCGCUCAUUUCCUUGCAAAUAUACUAUUUCUAUUGUGGUGAGACGUGGAAAAAUCUGGCAGUGUUUCCCAAAACAGUUUCUGGUGAUAGCAUGGCAUCACUGGUGGAAGUGGUGGGUUCUUGUGUGGAUCAUGCCGUGCAAUCAACCAACCUAGGAUCACCCGAAUACCGAUGUAACAGCAAUGGUCGUUGGCAAAUAAAUACGGGUGGUUGCGUGUGUGAUGUCGGGUUCCAACCAAAUAAUCAACAAACCAGAUGUCAACCCUGCCCAGAUGGGACUUACAAAGUAAGCAACACAAUAUCGGAAUGCCUCCCAUGUCCAAACAACAGUGGUUUUAAUAUCUCACAUACCAACCAUGCAUCUAACAAUGAAUGUCUGUGUAAUACUGGAUAUGCAAGGGCAUCUGGGGAAACUGUGAAUACACCAUGCACAGCUGCUCCCUCGUCCCCGCUAAAUCUGCUCGCCAGUGAGCAUGAUGGUCAUGCCGUAACCUUAACAUGGUUACCACCUGUUCAUUUGGGUGGCAGGAAAGAUAUAUUUUACAAAAUUGGCUGCAAAUCUACCCCAUUAUGGGAGCUUGAGCAAUUUAUCUCUUGUUCCAAUGCGUUGGUGUAUCAACCGCAUCUAAAUGAAGGGAAAAUAUUCAGUACGACUCUCCAGAUAUCCAAUAUGUCACCCUACACACAGUAUAUGCUAUCUAUUCAAGCAGCGAAUGGUGUCAGUGGUAUUAUUGACAAUUAUGACGUCACAAACAGCAUUGCUACUGUCACAGUAAACACAACCCAGUCAACUCCGUCAAGUGUUUACGGAAUCGAAACAAGUGAUAUCGAACCAACCUCAGCAACUUUAUCAUGGCAUGUACCUCGUUAUCCAAAUGGAGAGAUAAUUGAAUAUGUUGUAAAACUUCAAUAUGGGGGCCAUAGUAAUACACCAACUCUGGUCAAGACAAGUGACACAACAGUGCAUUUAGAUGGCUUACUCUCCAACACCAAUUACAUAGUUCUUAUCCAUGCAAGGACUGUGGCUGGAUUUGGUCCUUUCAGCAAACCGAUCUCUUUCAAGACCCUCACCCCAGCUACUAUAGCAAAACCAGUCACUGUCUCGCCCACUGUUAAUGUUCCUGUCAUUGCUGGCGCAGUUUGUGGUUUAGCGCUAGUAAUCAUUCUUAUAGUAGUGGUUUUGAGGUGCAGGAAAACAGGAAACUUUUUGUGUUUUACCUGCAAAAGAAUCAAUACAAAAGAUAUGGAAAUGUCUUUAGAUGUAAAAUCAGACCCAAUGAUUUCUGAGCGAUUAAUAGUUGACCUACCACCCCGAGAUCGAAUAUAUGUGAAAUACCCCAACCCCCAAACCGCAUUGGCCAAAUUUAAAUGUGAAAUAAACCCAUCAGCUAUUACUAUUGAAGAUGUAAUAGGUUCAGGUGAAUUUGCUGAAGUAUGUUGCGGGCGUCUCGUACAUGAAAACAAAACCAUAAAAGUUGCUGUGAAAAGAUUGAAAGAUUCAGCCACAAGUGUGGAUGAAACAAACUUCCUACAGGAAGGAGUUACAUUGACACAGUUUGAUGAUGCUAAUGUAGUUAAGAUACAAGGAGUUGUCACUAGUUCUCCGAAUAUUAUGAUCGUAUUUGAAUACAUGGAGAAUGGAGCAUUAGAUAAAUAUUUGCAAUUACAUAAGAAUGACAUUACAUUGUUCCAAUUACUUGAAAUGUUACGCGGCAUCGCAAGUGGAAUGAAAUAUCUUUCAUCAAUGAAAUAUGUUCAUCGAGAUUUAGCUGCAAGAAAUAUCCUCGUUAAUUCUCAACUUGUUUGUAAAGUAUCCGACUUUGGUCUUUCAAGAACUCUUGAGAAUGACCCUCAAGCUACCUAUACUACACAGGGUGGUAAGAUAGCUAUAAGAUGGACUGCACCAGAAAGUAUUUUAUUUCGUCAAUUUACAUCAGCAAGUGAUGUGUGGAGCUAUGGGAUCGUUAUGUGGGAAGUCAUGUCUUAUGGGGAGAAACCUUACUGGGAUAUGAGUAAUAAACAAGUUAUGGAAAGCAUACAAAAGGGAAUGAGGCUUCCUUCACCAAUGAACUGUCCAAAACCUCUGCAUGAUUUAAUGUUGGAAUGCUGGUUUGCUGAGGUAAAAGAUCGACCAAGUUUUCUUCAAAUUUUCCAGAAGUUGAAUCGCUUGUUAAGAGAUUGGGUGGAACAACCAGUAGCAAGUGUUGCCAGCAAGCCGACACCCAGAUUACACCGUGACAUCACAAACGUACAACAAUGGUUGGAUAAGUUAUGCAUGAGCGAAUACAGCGAAACUUUCAACGAAAAUGAAAUAAAGAACUUACAUCUUGUUUCCACACUAACUGCAAGUGAUUUAAAGGCAAUGGGCAUCUCCAAUGAAGAUCAUAAACGUGUAAUACUAGAUGGUGUGCUUGCUCUCAAACGUAGAUUCGCACAAGAAGUAUAAAUUGUCCGAUUUAUUGCGCAUGAGAUUACUAUAAGCUUAAAAACAACCGAAUUUUCUAAAGUGUUUUUUUUUACUAAGCAAUUGUACCUGUAGCAUGUGUUACAAACACGAAUGUUAAAAUAAAGCUUUGUUUAUA
Ciona intestinalis (vase tunicate) is the source of this 3221-nucleotide messenger RNA. The record is from RefSeq and is a predicted model, not a curated record. NCBI's taxonomy places the organism in Eukaryota, Metazoa, Chordata, Ascidiacea, Phlebobranchia, Cionidae.